Molecule: messenger RNA, 1133 nt
Organism: Plodia interpunctella (Indianmeal moth)
Lineage: Eukaryota; Metazoa; Arthropoda; Insecta; Lepidoptera; Pyralidae
Exons: 7
Coding region: 156-1061 (301 amino acids)
Source: RefSeq, a predicted model, not a curated record
CAUUUUGAAUUUGAUUGAAGUGGUGUGAUUGUGUGUGUGUGUUGUGUUGUUGUUUAUUUUAGCUUGUCCAAAAUUGUACCAAAAUUAAAUAUUUUUGCCGGUGCCUGGUGCUUUCAUUCAUUCAAGCAAGAUUUUGACUUCAUUCAAGUUACUAAAUGGAUUGGUCACGACGCCGUCGCGAAAUUAACUUGGAACAAUUACAGCUGCUGAUAGAAUUUCUUUAUCAGCAUCAUGACCUCGCGUUCGGGAAGGUUAGGACGAAGGAAGGCCGUGCUAAAGCAGCACGAUUAUGGAAGGAAUGUGAAAGAAUGCUCAAUGCCGAGGGACCUGCAAGAACGGGCAAACAAUGGUCUAAGUUUUGGAACGAUUGGAAAUGCCGGCUUCGACACAAGGUGGCUACCUUGAAUGCAAAUCGAAAGGAGCCUGGCGUUGGGCCAAAUAUCGCUGAUCUUUCGCCACUGGAAGAAGGGAUGGCAAGGUUUUUGGGCAUUAUGAAUAUUGGACUCCUAACAAACGGUACACAAGAUCCCCUUCAUACACCAGACGGUGUUGAAGAAGAAGAUGAAGCUGAAGAAAAAGCCAUUCCUGAAGAAGUGGAGACAGAUGGUCAUAUGUUCAUGUUAGAAGUACAUUCCGAGGAGGUAGUGGCGGCCGAUGCAGUGCCGCGAACUAGUGCAAUCGACCCGAGCUACGCUGGACAAUUUCCAACACGAACAGCAAGUGACACACACAGAGCAGACGAUACACACAGAAUAAAAAGAGAGAGAAAAUGGAGUCGACGCUUUAGAAGACGCACAGCGCCAGUUUACCCUUCACCCCCACAAUUGUUGGACGACGAGUGUCGAUCAAUGUUGUUGGGAAUAGAGAAGACGCGAGCGGAAGCGGAACUCAGGCACGCGCGCGCGUCUCUGAAGCAAGCCGAGGCGGCGCUCGCGCAGGCUGAGGCGACCGCCGCCAUGGCGCGGGGGUUCACGCUCCUAGCGGAUACCAUUGACCGCUUCACCAAACAGUACCUAGCCAGACGUUCUCAGCAUCGAAAUCAGCACCCGGAAGGCACUUAACGAUGACAAGUGACGAUUCUGUAAAUAUAAGCAUAUUUUUUUUUAAUAUCUUAAUAAAUUUCGUUAAUAAUG